This is a messenger RNA of Pediculus humanus corporis (human body louse), 1164 nucleotides long. RefSeq lists its product as uncharacterized. The record is from RefSeq and is a predicted model, not a curated record. Bases 1 to 1164 code for a protein of 387 amino acids. The transcript has 6 exons. Lineage: Eukaryota; Metazoa; Arthropoda; Insecta; Psocodea; Pediculidae.
AUGCCACAAGAUCCUUGUCAUCCUAAUCCUUGCGGUCGUAAUACUCAAUGUUUCGUGUCUUCGGGAAGACCUGUUUGUUCUUGUUUAUCUGGUUAUCACGGGAAUCCAUUGACUAAUUGUCAAAAGGGAGAAUGUCAAGAUAAUACGGAAUGUUCUCCAUCCAAAGCUUGUAGAGAUAAUCAAUGUGUGGAUCCGUGUGCCGGACAAUGUGGAUUAAAUGCAAAUUGUGAUGUUAAAAAUCACGUACCCGUUUGUAGUUGUCCUCAACAUUACAGAGGUGAUCCAUUUACCGGAUGCAAAAGAGUAGAUCCUCAGGAACUAUGUAAUCCUAGUCCAUGCGGUUCUAAUACUCAAUGUAAUGUCAUUAAUAAUGUUCCCACGUGUUCCUGUUUACCCGGUUAUAGAGGUCAACCGUUAACGGGUUGCAAACACGAAUGCGAAUAUGAUUCCGAUUGUAGUGGAUCACAAUUUUGUAAAAGUUAUAAAUGUAUAAAUGCAUGCGAAGUUGGAGUUUGUGGUACCGGAGCUAAUUGUGAAGUUGUCAAUCAUAGACCCACGUGCAAAUGUCCAGAUAAUUAUUAUGGAGAUCCGUACUUAUCGUGCAGAGCAGAAUGUCACACGAGUAAUGAUUGUCCAUCGCAAAGAUACACGUGCAUAAAUAACAAAUGCGUUGAUCCGUGUAAAGGAGUUUGUGGAAUAAAUGCAAAUUGUAAAGUUCGCGAUGGGAAAACAGCUGUUUGUUCUUGUCCGAAAGACAUGACGGGAGAUCCUUUCGUACGAUGCAGACCUUUCGAAAAGGAAGAUCUAUGUCAGCCGAAUCCCUGUGGUACUAAUGCUCAAUGUACUCCUGGAUUUGAUAGAACUGGAAAAGAUCGUCCGGUUUGUACCUGUCCUUCUGGGUAUAUAGGAGAUGCAUUGGUGUCUUGUCGAAGAGGUGAAUGUCAAACGGACGGAGAUUGUAGUCACACUCAAGUUUGCGAUUCUAAUUACAGAUGCGUUAAUCCCUGUAAUAAUCAAUGCGGAGUUGGUGCUGAUUGUCAGGUACGAAAUCACAUAGCUGUAUGUUCUUGUCCUCCGAAUACUAGUGGAGAUGCGUUGGUGCGUUGCUUUCCCGUAACAAGAACAGCACCUAGAGCACGUUAUGACAAUUAUUACAAAAAAUAG